Messenger RNA from Pipra filicauda (Wire-tailed manakin), 6653 nucleotides. RefSeq names its product immunoglobulin superfamily DCC subclass member 3 (gene IGDCC3). Bases 56 to 2386 code for a protein of 776 amino acids. NCBI's taxonomy places the organism in Eukaryota, Metazoa, Chordata, Aves, Passeriformes, Pipridae. Gene Ontology annotation, biological process: axon guidance; cell-cell adhesion. The transcript has 14 exons. Gene Ontology annotation, molecular function: protein binding. Gene Ontology annotation, cellular component: axon; plasma membrane. The record is from RefSeq and is a predicted model, not a curated record.
GGGCUGCUCCCUCCCCGUGGGGCGCAGGGAGGCGAGCCCGCCCGCCCGGGAUGCCAUGGCUCCGCCGGGCUCCGCGCUGCCCGCCUGCCUGCUGGGGCUGCUGCUGCUCGUGUGCCGCGGAGAUUUUGGCCGUUCCUCCGAGCUGGCAUUCGUUGUGGAGCCCAGCGAUGACAUAGCCGUGCAGGAGCAACCCUUGAUCCUGUACUGCCAGGUGGAGGGCAUCCAGCCCAUCACCAUCACAUGGAGGAAGAACGGCGCGAUGAUCGUGGACAGUGAGAAUGCCUUCAUGUUGGCCAACGGGUCGCUCUACGUCUCCCGCUUCCAGAGGGUCCGGGGAGACGGCUCUUCGGACGAGGGCGAGUACGAUUGCAUGGCACAGAACCACUACGGGCUGGUCGUGAGCCGGAAGGCCAAGAUCCAGGCAGCGACGAUGUCCGACUUCCACAUCCACCCUCAGAACGCAGUGGUGGAGGAAGGUGGUGUAGCAAGAUUCCAGUGCCAGAUCCAUGGCUUGCCUGAGCCGGUCAUCCUAUGGCAUAAGAACAGCAUGCCGGUCAACACAGACAACGAAAGGUACACACUGCUUCCCAAGGGGGUUCUCCAGAUAACGGGACUGAGAGCAGAAGACAGUGGGAUAUUUCACUGCGUUGCCACCAAUAUCGCUAAUGUGAAGUUCAGCCGGGAGGCCCGACUCACCGUGUCAGGCUCCCACUCCACCGUUUACAAGGACCCCAUGAUUCUCGUGGGGCCGGAGAACCUCACGCUGACAGUGCACCAGACGGCGGUGCUGGAGUGCAUCGCCACGGGCAACCCCCGGCCCAUCGUCUCCUGGAGCCGCCUUGAUGGUCGCCCAAUUGGUGUGGAGGGGAUCCAGGUGCUGGGGACAGGAAACCUCAUGAUCUCAGACCUCACCGUGCAGCACUCUGGAAUCUACGUGUGCGCCGCCAACAAACCCGGCACCCGCGUGCGCAGGACGGCCCAGGGCAGCCUCGUGGUACAAGCCCCUGCAGAGUUUGUGCAGCAUCCUCAGUCCAUUUCCAGGCCAGUGGGGACCACUGCCAUCUUCACGUGUGUGGCCCAGGGGGAACCCCCUCCCCAGAUCACUUGGCUGAGGAACGGGCAGAUCCUGGAGACCAGCGACCACAUCAAGCUGAAGAAUAACAACAGCACUCUGUCCAUCUACGGGAUCAACCAGACGGACGAGGCCAUCUACCAGUGCCUGGCGGAGAACAGCGCGGGCUCCACGCAGGCCAGCGCCCGCCUCACCGUGCUCUGGGCCGACGGGCUGCCCAGCCCCCCACAGGCCGUCAGGGCCGAGACCGUCUCUGCCACCACCAUCCAGGUGUCCUGGGAGAAGCCCCUGCAGAACACCAAGGAGAUCAUCGGCUACGUGCUGCACAUUCGGAAAGCUGCAGAUCCCGUCGAGAUGGAGUACCAGGAGGCUGUUAGCAAGAGCACCUUCCAGCAGCUGGUGACUGAUUUGGAGCCCUCGACCAGCUACAGCUUUUAUAUAAAGGCUUACACCUCCCGGGGUGCCAGCAAAGCCUCAGAAGUCACGGUGGUGAGCACGCUGGGGGAAGUCCCAGCCAUGCCAUCCCUCUUUAUUAAAGUCAUUAACAGCACCGCCGUGCAGGCGACGUGGGAACCCUCCAUCAAACUGGGCCAGCACCAAGGCUUCAAGCUGUACUACCGCAAGGUCCACCUGGCCCAGUACACAGGCCCAGUGCUACUGGCCAGCAACGUCACAGCCUACAACAUUACCCACCUGGACGCGUCGGUGGUGUACGAGGUCAAGCUCCUCGCCUACAACCAGCACGGGGAUGGAGACUCCACUGUCCGCUUCGUGUCCCUGAGGGAAACUGUGGAGAGGACAGUAUUGAAUCCCCCCUGUGACUGCAUGAAGGACGAGCAGAACAAUAAAACCUCCACGACCGGCAUCAUCAUCGGGAUCCACAUCGGCGUCACCUGCAUCAUAUUCUGCAUCCUCUUCCUCAUGUUCGGGUACCGAGGAAGGCUGCUGAUGUGCAAAAACGUGCAGGAGCAGCUCUCAACCCCACAGAUCCCCAGGAGCCAGCGGAGCGCUGCGAGCCUUGUCCUGAACGGGGCUGCUCGCAGGGACAGGGACGACCGGGACUUGAAUGGAAAGCAGCUGGAUAUGAACGAGCUGGAGAGGUUAUUCCCAGCAUCCCCAUCCCAGGAGCAGCAGGAUAAGGGAAUGACGUCGGCUCACAGCCCGCCGGCCCCCCACGACGACACCCAGAUCUCCACACUCCCUCUGGACGAGUUCAGCAUCAUCGAGGAGCAGCUAGACCCCCUCCCAAAACCCUCCCGUGGCAGCAUCCCCUCUGCUCCAGCUCCCGACCACGGUCCCGCCAAUGAAGGAUAAAACUGCCAAGACUCAAAGCCUCUUGUGGGAGUUACCAGAAACCAAACCCGCGGCUGGUGAUGUCUUUACGAGUUGUCAAUCUCAGGUCAAUUGAAGAUUUCUACGGUCUGAUUGUUAUUUUUUUGUUUUGCUUUAUUUUUAUAUAUAUAUAUAAAUAUAUAUAUAUGUAUACAGCCUUUUGGAAACUCUGUGAAGUUUUAUCUGUCUGACCUCUCCUUCGAGCCUCUCGGUGUGUUUCUUCCGAUGGCGGCUUCGCGGAGACUGGUCACGAUGAAUUUUCCCCUCAGCUGCUAAGUAACAGACUCCUUGGCAGAGUUUGACAAACUCUCCCGUCUCUGACAGACUGGGAAUAUGGUGGAGCAUGUCCUGGCGUCCCAGACUUUUUCCUGAUCAGCAGCUUUAGGACUACUUUUUGGAUCUAUUUUUUAUUUCCAGAAGACUGGAUUUGGAGAAAUCCUUCUAACUUGACUCCAAAAAUCGAGGCCCAGGAAGGCUGUCUCUCCGUGGAUUUGAUGACUUUGUACACUUUUGCUAUUUCUCAGGAUACUUUUUUUGCUGAUUGACUCUAAAUAAUAUGAAAAAAAAAAAAGGCAGAAAAAUAAAAAAAAAAGAGUGUGUGUGUCAAAGGAUGCCUGAGGGCUACUGAAAGACUUGGACAGACAACCCGAGUGAACUCAGAACCUACCUCAACCGGAAUGAAUGUCUUCUGGGAAGCAGAAAUGCCUGCGUCUUCCUUCGUGUUCAAAAAGCAAGUAGCAUAGCACUUGGUCAGUACAAGCAUGGUCCUACCUCAGCAGUCACGCUCUGUACCUGCCGCCCCGGCGGCUUCGUCGUCGUCGUUCCCAUGUAAAGCACUUCCAAACCUUUGAAAGCAAUGUUCUACCUCAAGCAUGAGAGAAGCUCGUGUGUGAGUGUGAGAGUGAGUGUGAGAGUGUGAGUGUCUGUGUGUCUGUGUGUGUGUGUCUGUGUGUGUGUGUCCUCUCCUCUCCCCCAGUUCCUGCCUCUCCCACCCUGCCCCUCACGAAGCGCGAUGCUUCACUAGUGUUAUGAGCUUUACUUUUAGGGGCUCCGGUGUGAUUUUGGAGAUUCCUGUUGUGGUUUUUUUACUUUAAAGAUUGUUGGGGCUGUCACAGACAAGCAGUGUGGUGCUCUCUGGUUUUCCCUGGCACUGCUGCCCUCCCAGGGCUGAUUUGGGUGCUGCUGGUGGCUGCCUCAGUCCAUCUUGGGUGUACAGAGAUGGGGUGCUCAGCUGCCAGCACUGGAGCCAGGGCACCUUCCUGCCCUGUCACUGUGCUGAUUCCCAGCAGGAUGAUUUAUGGCACGUGCCAGCAUAAGCACCAUAACACACCCCUGGGGGGUGGCAACCUGGAUGUCAACGUCUAGUUGACAAAGCCCACCCUGCCGUAGGAGCGCCCACGGGCAAACAAACCCUGAGACAGUACUUCCAGAACCCCCUGAGAGGCUACUGAGCUGCUCCCAGCUCUUCCAGCGCAUUUCCAGCCACAGGAGAACAUCCAAAGGAUGAGUGGAGCCAAAAAGGGCUCAGUUCCCUGGGAAGGACAAGGCGAGGAGGAUGCUGGGGGCUACCAGCAGCUGCCCCUUCCCGAUGCCCAGGGUGGGCAGAGGAGCUCCUGACACCAAAGAGAGGGUUUGUCCCCUCCAGGGAUCAACCACCAAACUGCCACUGUGGGGUUUGGGUUGUCCUGGCAUGGUGCAGCCUCGUGAGUCGGUGUGUGACCGGCAUCAUCCGUGGGGUGAGAUGGGGGCAGGGAUGGUGCCUGUUCCCUGCCACGUGGGUUGGUUCAAUCCAGGCGAAUGUGAAGGUUUGAACUCUCUGUGUAAGUGGUGGUAAAUCAAAUGUUGCCGUAUCUGCAAGGACAGUGAAAGGAAUCAGGAAAGGAAAUAAGUUUUAAGUUUAAAAAAAGGUAUUAACUGUAUUUUUUUAAAUGGUACCAGUGGGAGAGUCCCUUGUGUGAGAAACAUCCCCAUCACUUGCCCAGCUGGCAGUGGGAUGCUGCCCAUGGCUGUGCAAAUAAUAUCACACACAGGAGGAUGAGCAAACGCCUCUUCCCUGUGCUGGGUCAGGUUAGCUGGGAGCAGGACUCUGCCCUUCCACAUCAUCCACCUUGGCCCUAGCAGAUUGAAUGGCACCAACCUCGAGAGCAAGGAGCUCUUGAGGCUUGGUGUUCCUAGCCCCCUCCCAUUAUAAUUCCUGUUGACAUCAGGCAGAACAAAAAAGAUAUGAAGGGUUAAACUUUGGCGUUAAGCCCCCAAACAGCCUCUCCCCACCCCACCAAAGAGGCUAGAUGGGCCAUCAGACCGAUCCCUGCUCCCAAGGAGAUGGGGGGAUGUUCCCUUUUGUGACUGCUGGACCUGGAGACAGCCUGGGAAGGGACUGGGGGGGGGCAGCGCCAUGUGAGUCCGACAGCACAGCCCAUCGCAGGAGAUGGAGGAUGGAAAGGGCAGGAGGGAGGAGGAGACACCAAACAGUUAAAGUUAUAACCUCAUAUCAAAGACAACCCGAUCCUCUCCUGCCAUCCCGCUCCCACCCCAGCCCAGCUUUUCUUGUUAUUGUUUCUUUUGGUGUGUGUAACGUCACCGUUCACAUUGAAUAAGUACCGUUGCCAAAGUGAACACAAAACCUAGAGUAGCGUUCAGCUCAGACUUCCUGAAGCUGUGAACAUGCUAUUAAUUUAAUAUCAUAUUAUUGUGAUAUUGUAAUAGUAACAAGUAUUUGUCACUACUUCCUUUUAUUAAAGGGAAAUGCUGUGCCAUUUGACUAGUUGGAAUACGAUAGUAUGUCAAGAGUAGAGCUUUUUCUUUUGUUUUUUUUUUUUUUAAUUAUGCAGAAAUGUGGUGGCUUAAACCAAUGCAGAUUCUGUGUUGGUUUGAGACAGUUGAAGAUGGAUGUAAAUCUUUAAAGACUAUUUUUUAGAAGUCUAGCUUUUCCUCUUUUUUGGGGUUUCUUUUCCACUCUUUUCAGUACCGUUGGGACGUAAUGUAGAUGGUUGCGGCAACUCAGCCCACGAAGGGCUGGGGCUGGUCUGGUGAUCCAUCAGGAGGGCAUGGUCUUCCCUGACUUAUCCAAGUGCACAAAACUGGGCAAAAAGACCACUCAAAAUGCCACGUUCUGGGUUUGUGCCUCUCAGCUGGAGAAGUGACACAUAACAGCCCCUCUUGCUGUACAUCAGUGCCUGAGCCAGGCUGGACACAAAGCUGUGACAACCAAAAACUUGGGAAAGUGUCACUUAGAGUAUGUCUGGCCUUGAAUCUGUGAAAUGAGAAGGAAAAAAAGAACAAAAAAGAGCUUGUGUUUGGUUUCAGCCUGAGGGACAGCCUGUCCUUGAUUCAUCCAAACUGCUGCCCAGAGAUAAAACCGCUGGGUAAUGGGCAAGUGCUGGAUCCAGUGCAAACUGCUGGCAACCACCCACCUUUGGGGUAGGAAUCUCAUCCUUUAUUAUUUUUCCAAGCGAAUAGUUCCACUAAUUCAACCCUCUCAGCUGAUCCCAAAAACCCUCUUAUUUUCUGGCUGUGGUGAGAUGAAAUUAUGGGAAGGAAUAAAUAUCCAAAAGCUGAUUUUUUUUAUUUUUGGUAACCCAUAAUGGGCACAACCUAUUCUUGGAGCUCUCAAGUUGACCAGAGAUGGCUGCUACCUCAGGGACAGUAUCCACAUUGUCUUUAGUUGAACAGGGAAUAGUUUUAUGCUGUGACAGGGUAUUUUCACACUGUUGGAUUCGGGUAUUUAUUUGUCUACCGUUAUCUUUCUUCUUUCUUGUUUUGUAAAGGUGCUGAUAUAUUUAAGUGCUGGUCCAGUUUGGGAGUUUUAAAUCUUCCAGCCCAGAUUAUAACAAGGGACUGUAGAUUUUAAGUUGGCAAUAAAAGAGGAGAGAAGCUACAAAGCAUUGUUGCUUCUGGAUGGUGAAGGGAAGCUGAGUGACAGCACUUAAGUCUGAGAAGAUCAGUUAAAAAAAAGGAAAUUAAAAGCUUAUGAAAACAAACGGGGGGGAGCUACUUACUCACUUCAUCUGUGCAAACAGUGUGUGGAAAUCUAUCCCUCCCCGUGCGCGCUGGAGCGGGCAGGUUACAGAUCCCAUCUAGCAACUUGAUGCCGGCUCAUUUAUUUCCCUCCCCACCAAAUUAAAAAAAGGGAAAGAAAAGUUGAUGGCCAGUUCCCAGUUGGUGUCCAGUCACUAGCAGUGUCCCCCAGGGAUCAGUGUCAGGCCCAGUCCUGUUUAAUAUCCUUACUGAUGAUCUGGAUGAGGGGAUU